UAAUUUAAAAGAAGGAUAAGAUUAGGUAGGCUCGUUAGGAUUUAAAUGCCGUCUUAUAUAUAAAUGUUUAUAAUGAAUGAUAACUUCGGCUAUACUUGGCAAAAUUGCAUUCCCAUUUGCACUAAUAAUCCAAACGUCGAUUUUUUUGAACCGUUUGCUCUGCCGUAGUCCUUCCAGCCAGUGGGUUUGUGGGUAAUGUAGUCCAGCCGUAGACACGUGGGGUCUUGUGGUUGUUCAUUCCGGUCCAUUCGAAGUUUGCGGAAACAUGGCGGGCCUGGAGCUGCUGUCUGAUCAGGGAUACCGUUUAGAUGGAAGAAAAGCCACCGAGCUGCGGAAGGUUCAGGCCCGUAUGGGUGUGUUCGCUCAGGCGGACGGCUCUGCCUAUUUAGAGCAGGGAAACACGAAAGCUCUGGCUGUGGUGUACGGUCCACAUGAAGUGCGAGGUUCACGCAGCCGGAUUCGCCAUGAUCGGGCCGUUAUCAACUGUCAGUACAGCAUGGCCACAUUCAGCACGGCGGAGAGGAAGAGGAGACCACACGGAGACCGCAAGUCGACUGAGAUGAGCCUCCACCUCAAGCAGACGUUUGAAGCUGCCGUGAUGACCCAGCUUUACCCACGUUCUCAAAUAGACAUCUAUGUCAAGAUUCUGCAGUCAGACGGAGGGAACUACAGCGUGUGUGUGAACGCUGCCACUUUGGCGGUGAUUGAUGCCGGCAUCCCCAUGCGUGACUACGUGUGUGCCUGCACAGUCGGGUUUGUGGAUGAGACGCCCCUUGCUGACCUUUGCUAUGCAGAGGAAAGUGGAGGAGUGAGCUCUCUGGCCUUAGCAGUGCUACCUCGAGGCGGACAGAUCGCUCUGCUGCAGAUGGACGCCAGACUACAUCAGGAUCACUUGGAGUCGCUGAUCGAAGCUGCCAUGACGGCUUGUAAAGGUGUGAGCAAGGUGCUGGAUCAGGUGGUGCGACAACAUCUUCAAGAAGUGUCCGUGCUCUCUGCAGAGUGACGCACGGAUGAGGGGAUAACAUCUGGACUGAGGGUUUUGUUGCAGACUGUAAAGUGUUAUUGGAAUGAAGAGAGGAGAAUCUCGGAGUGAAUGUUUUUUUUUUAUGUAUUCAUGGAAAUUAUACCUUUGUACAGUAUAUUUGUUCUCAAGCUAACAGUAAAAUUUUCAACCCUUCAA
Molecule: messenger RNA, 1180 nt
Organism: Centropristis striata (black sea bass)
Lineage: Eukaryota; Metazoa; Chordata; Actinopteri; Perciformes; Serranidae
Gene: exosc4
Product: exosome component 4
Exons: 3
Coding region: 266-1003 (245 amino acids)
Biological process (GO): nuclear mRNA surveillance; rRNA catabolic process; poly(A)-dependent snoRNA 3'-end processing
Cellular component (GO): cytoplasmic exosome (RNase complex); nucleolus; nuclear exosome (RNase complex)
Source: RefSeq, a predicted model, not a curated record